Betta splendens (Siamese fighting fish) is the source of this 2718-nucleotide messenger RNA. It is a transcript of the gene uxs1, whose product is annotated as UDP-glucuronate decarboxylase 1. Gene Ontology annotation, molecular function: NAD+ binding; UDP-glucuronate decarboxylase activity. The coding region runs from base 911 to 2170 and encodes 419 amino acids. NCBI's taxonomy places the organism in Eukaryota, Metazoa, Chordata, Actinopteri, Anabantiformes, Osphronemidae. Gene Ontology annotation, cellular component: cytoplasm. The transcript has 15 exons. Gene Ontology annotation, biological process: D-xylose metabolic process. The record is from RefSeq and is a predicted model, not a curated record.
CAGUGGCGGAGAGAGGGAGGUCACACUGUGGAAAGUUUCGUGUGAAUUAACGUGUCGUGUUGGGAGUUUUAGAGCUGCGCCCUCUUCGUUGUAAUAAUCCAGUGUUUUGUUAAUCAAAAAUUUCCUCCGUGGUAGCAUGAUGCUAACAAAGUUAGUGCGAGAGGAGAAGCAGGUUGCUAAAUCGAGCCAAGAGUAAUCGCUCAUGUGCUGCUACUCCUCGGCCUGGCUGAGGGGCGCAAACUGCGACAUAUGGGCGUCUGCGCUGGCUUAAGCUAAACGCUUGUUUCACCAUGCGGGUGUUUUUCUCUAUAUAAAUGCGAGGAAGGGUCUGCAGUUCAAGUUUCCCCAGCGGCAGCUAUGAACGGGAAAAAAUGCGAUUUCGGUGAAUUAGCUUGCUAGCUAGUCGUAGCUAAGUGCUAGUGUGGCGCUAACGGCUGACCGUUGGGAUCCCUGUCAUACUUGUUGCUAAUGCGGUAGCGCAUGUAAACAAGUCUUUAACGACUUUAUCUGAGGAGAAAGAAGUGCUAACCCGCUGCGGCUAAUAGAGCUGUGUGGCUAGCCGGGGAUUGAUGGCGGUGGCACACAACUUUGCGUGUAACUAGUGGUUGAUGUUGACACUCCAGUGUAGCCUGUCACCUGAUAGCGUUGCUACCUGUGCCGUGUGUACGCUGCUAGCCACGUAAACCGGUCCUGCUCUGUGUUGACGUAGCAGCAGCGGCAGCAGCUAGCUCGCCUGUCGCCUUUAGCCGGCUGCGCUUACUUUGUUAUUUACGAGCAACAAAGUCACCGCAGUCCUCGGAAAAAGCCACAACAUCCUCAAGAUCGGACCUAUCCAAGGACAUGACGAGCUGCGAGCCAAAAUGCGGUAGCUGGACUUGAGCGUGUCUCAUGGUCCAGUUGCAUUGAGCGGAUGAUGAAGCGGGUCAUCUGGAUGGUAUCAGGACUAAACCGAAGAAUGAUGAAGCUGCUUUUUGCCCUCGCUUUGAUCGCGUAUAUUGCCUCUGUUUGGGGAACAUAUACGAACAUGAGAUCAAUUCAAGAAAAUGAAGAAAAUGCGAUCAAGGAGAAAAUUAAUGACGCUUUGGCUCCUCUCAGGGAAAAGAUUCAUGAUCUGGAACAAAGUUUUUCCCAGAAAUAUCCACCUGUGAAAUUCCUGUCAGAAAAGGAUAGAAAGAGAAUUUUGAUUACUGGAGGUGCUGGUUUUGUUGGGUCCCACCUGACUGAUAAGCUGAUGAUGGAUGGCCAUGAGGUUACUGUGGUUGACAACUUCUUCACAGGGAGAAAGAGAAACGUGGAGCACUGGAUUGGUCAUGAAAACUUUGAGCUCAUCAAUCAUGAUGUGGUGGAGCCUCUCUAUAUUGAAGUGGAUCAGAUCUAUCACCUGGCAUCUCCAGCCUCACCACCUAACUACAUGUACAACCCCAUCAAAACCCUGAAGACCAACACCAUUGGUACACUUAACAUGCUCGGGCUGGCCAAACGUGUGGGUGCCAGACUUCUUCUGGCUUCUACUUCUGAGGUUUAUGGAGACCCAGAGGUGCAUCCUCAAAAUGAGGAGUACUGGGGACACGUGAAUCCAAUUGGUCCACGAGCGUGUUAUGAUGAGGGGAAGCGCGUGGCCGAGACGAUGUGUUAUGCCUACAUGAAACAGGAAGGAGUAGAAGUGAGAGUGGCGAGAAUCUUCAACACCUUCGGUUCUCGAAUGCACAUGAACGAUGGACGUGUUGUCAGCAACUUCAUCCUGCAGGCUCUACAGGGAGAACCUCUCACUGUUUAUGGUACUGGUUCCCAAACACGAGCGUUUCAAUACGUAAGUGAUCUGGUGAACGGCCUGGUGUUGUUGAUGAACAGUAACGUCAGCAGUCCAGUCAAUCUGGGGAACCCAGAGGAGCACACCAUAUUGGAGUUCGCUCAGCUGAUCAAGAGUCUUGUUGUAAGUCGGAGUGAGAUUGAGUUCCUUCCAGAGGCCCAGGACGACCCACAGAGGCGAAGACCUGACAUCACUAAAGCGAAAAUUUCGCUCAACUGGGAGCCAGUGGUUCCAUUGGAAGAAGGCUUGAACAAAACUAUUCAGUACUUCAGCAGAGAACUGGAGCAUCAGGCCAACAACCAGUACAUCCCCAAACCUAAAGCCGCCCGCAUGAAGAAAGGAAGACCUAGACAUAACUGACUUUCCACUGACAGAUGUUAAGACUCCUUGAACAGCACUUCUCAGAAAUACACUGAGUAAUGCACUCUGGAAAAUGAUCUAUGUGUGUUUUUUGAGAAGCAGAGACUGUUUGUCAUUAAUUCACUUUUAAAAGAUCCAGCUGCCUCGCGUUGGGCCUGCAGCUGCACCGUGGGUAAGCCUGGCCUUCCUUACCAGACUUUGCUUGACUGGACGAGCCUGAAUUGAGGAGGAGAGAAUUCUGAAACCCAGCCUACUUUAUUUGUGGAUUUUUGUUUUUGCUAUUUAAAACCAACAUCUUUGCGAACCGCUUGUACUGUGCAUCAGUGAUUUGUGUUAUUUCUUCAGUUGGUGUUUGUCUCUGGAGAAGAGCUGACUUUAUUGUUCCACCGGAUGAUUUGUCCUCUUUUGUGGACACGCAGGCUGCACAACAAAUCCUCUGGAUUCUUACAGCAUCAUUAUCUGUUCUUCAGGACAUCAUUGUGUUGUGAAUUAUGCAUUUCAGGUGAAGAUGCUAUUUUAAUAAAAUAUUUUCAGUGUUUUGUGUAUGA